AUGUUAUUUUCGAUACUAUUUCUCUAAAUAUAUCAAAUAAAUGGAUUAAAACUCUUUAAAUUUGAACUAAAUUCAUUUGAAAUUAGCAGUGUUACUUUAGAAUUUAAAGUUAAAGAGCCAUACCUUUAAAUUGAUUUGGGUUGUGAUGUAAAUAAAUAAAAUUAUUGUAUAGUUUAUCCCUUCAAAAAUUUGGACUGCUUUGAAUUAAUAAAGUAUCAUAGUAACACCUGAAGAAAGAAUUGCUAAUGGAUGUGGUGAUCAUUAUUUUUCUAUUUGGAUAACUGAUUUAGAAACUUAAGAUUGUGAAUAUACAAUAAGAAUUUACAAUUAUCAUACAUAAGGUUUAUAUAAGGAGCUAAACUUUUUAUAUGAUUAAAUAUACCAUUAAAAAACCCAACCAUAAGAAAAUAUUGCUUAUUAUAAAUAAUUAUUCACCCCUGAAGAUUUUAUGAUUACUAUAUCAACUACUGCUUAUGUAUUUGUUGAAAUAUUCUAAUCAGAAUUUUCAAUGGGACCGUUAUAAAUAAAAUAAGUCAAUCCUAAUAAUUAAUACAGAAAUGUAACUUCAAAAGUUGAUUUCUGGUUCUAAGAUAUUUUUUAGGCUUAAGCUGGUUAGUAAUAUUUUUAUAGAAUUUAAAAUUAUAACGAUUUUUAUACUUUUUUUUAUUUUAAAGUAUAAAGUUUAUUUAUUUAUCAUAGUAUCAAAUACUUAAAAGUAGCUCAAGUUCUGAUGUUUAUUUAUUAAGUGAAAGUUAAACACCAACUGUUUAAUUAAAAAAGAAUAAAAUCUUUUUGAAUAUUCCUCCAAUUUAUCAAUAUGGACAGACUAUUCUUUACAAAAUUAUAAUAACAUCAAAUUGGGUUGAUAGUAAUUUAAUUUAAUGUUCAUUUGGAGAUGAAGAAUUGUUAUCUAAAAUGAAUCUAACAGAAUAUUAUGCCCUAUAUUAUCAUAAUUAAUCUGAUUAUGACUCUCAUUAAUAAUUUGUUAGUGAUUAUUUAGAUUAAUUUGACAGAGAUGUCUUAAUUUAUGUUUUUGGCUUUAUUUAACAUACAGAUUUUAUUUAAACAGUUCCUUAUAAUAAAGUUUAUCUGGCCAAUAUAAAAGAAAAUGAUUAUAAAUUGUUAUAUAUUUUGGCUCCAGUGAUUAUCUUUGUUUUUGCAUUAUUGUCAAUUCUAGUUGCCUAUUUAUGUCUCAAGAAAAAGCGUUUAUCAAUAUAAUAAGAAUAACAAAAAUAAUUAUGGAAUCAAAAUUAUAUCACACCUUUACAAGUUGGAAAUAUUUAAUGA
Paramecium sonneborni is the source of this 1287-nucleotide messenger RNA. NCBI's taxonomy places the organism in Eukaryota, Ciliophora, Oligohymenophorea, Peniculida, Parameciidae. The record is from the annotation of a GenBank genome assembly.